AUGGUGGCGCUAUAUGAUGUAGGUACACGGUGUUGGUAUCCAGACGAUAAGCUAGGAUGGGUUGGAGUUUCGGUUAAAUCUAAUCAAGUCAAGGACAACAAGGACAAGGACAAGAAGAAGAAAUAUUUGAUAACGUUUGUUUCUGAGUUUGAUGAGAAUCAGUUAUUUACAAUCGAAACCGAUGAUUUGUCAGAAGAUAACGAAUUGUUGCCCCCCUUGAGAAACCCUCCAAUAUUGGAAGCUGCCGAAGAUUUAACUAGCUUGUCUUAUUUAAACGAACCGGCUGUCUUACAAGCAAUCAAGUUGCGUUAUUCCCAGUUGCAGAUUUACACUUAUUCGGGUAUUGUUUUGAUCGCAACAAAUCCGUUCCAAAGAGUAGACCACUUGUAUUCGCAAGAUAUCGUUCAAGCAUACGCAGGGUCUCGAAGGGGCGAAUUGGAUCCUCAUCUUUUUGCUAUUGCCGAGGAUGCUUAUAGGUGCAUGAAACAGGAUGGCGCAAAUCAAACGAUUAUCGUUAGUGGUGAAUCGGGUGCUGGGAAAACCGUUUCUGCCAAAUAUAUAAUGAGGUAUUUUGCUUCCGUUGAAGAAGAUGCUCAGCAGGCGUUGGGGAGCGAGCAUAGAGCAGAUAUGUCCGAUGUCGAAAAACAGAUCUUGGCGACAAAUCCAAUUAUGGAGGCUUUUGGUAACGCUAAAACGACAAGAAAUGACAACUCCUCGCGGUUCGGAAAGUACUUGGAAAUAUUAUUUGAUAAGCAGGUAUCCAUCAUUGGUGCUAGAAUAAGAACUUAUCUAUUGGAACGAUCUAGAUUAGUAUUUCAACCGGCAACAGAAAGAAAUUAUCACAUAUUCUACCAAAUGUUGGCAGGAAUGGACCCAAGUGAAAAACAGGAACUAGGAUUGAAAUCGGCCGACGACUACAAGUUUACUAACCAAGGAGGUUUAACCCAAAUCCAGGGCGUUGAUGAUGCUCAGGAAUUUCAAACAACUAAAGAUGCAUUGUCAUUGAUUGGCUUGGAUGAAUCAAGGCAGCGUGAAAUUUACAAGAUUCUCGCGGCUCUUUUACACAUUGGUAACAUUGAUAUCGCUUCAACUAAAACCGAUGCCCGUUUAUCUAGCGACGAACCAAAUUUGGUGAAAGCUUGUGAGCUAUUGAGCAUUGACGCCAACGAGUUUGCCAAAUGGUGUGUAAAGAAAAAGAUUAGCACUCGCUCAGAGAAUAUUAUUAGUAAUCUCAAUCACAGCCAGGCGCUUGUUGCUCGAGAUUCAUUCGCCAAGUACAUUUACUCAGCUUUAUUUGACUGGUUGGUGGACUAUGCAAACUCGGAUUUGUGUCCUAGUGAAGUGGCUGCUCAAGUAAACUCCUUUAUUGGUGUUUUGGAUAUAUACGGAUUUGAACAUUUUGAAAAAAAUUCUUUUGAACAAUUUUGCAUCAACUAUGCAAAUGAAAAAUUGCAGCAAGAAUUCAAUCAGCAUGUUUUUAAAUUGGAACAAGAAGAAUAUAUGAGAGAAGAGAUCAAAUGGUCUUUUAUCAAUUUCGUGGAUAAUCAGCCAUGUAUUGAUUUGAUUGAAAAUCGUAUGGGUAUAUUAGCAUUGUUGGAUGAGGAAUCUAGGUUACCAGCAGGAAAAGAUGAAUCAUUUAUUGAGAAAAUGUAUCAAAAUUUAAACAAACCUCCUACCAAUAAAGUUUUCAAAAAGCCAAGGUUUGGCCAAACCAAGUUUGUUGUUAGCCAUUACGCUUUGGAUGUUACAUACGAUAUGGAUGGAUUCAUUGAAAAGAAUAGAGAUACUGUUGGUGACGGACAUUUAGAAGUAUUGAAAAAAUCUAAAAACGAGUUGCUACAGGAUAUACUCGGUAUAAUUGAUAAAAAUUCAAUCACAGUUGAAGCAAGCAAACCACCAGCAAACGGUAAAAUGAGUACAAACAAAAAACCUACUUUGGGUUCCAUGUUUAAAAACUCUUUGAUCGAGUUGAUGAAGACAAUUGAUUCCACAAAUGCACAUUACAUUAGAUGUAUUAAGCCCAAUGAAGAAAAGCAAGCUUGGAAAUUUGACGCAUUAAUGGUGUUGUCACAAUUGAGAGCUUGUGGUGUUUUAGAGACAAUUAGAAUAUCAUGCGCGGGUUAUCCUUCCAGGUGGACUUAUGUUGAGUUUGCAGAUAGAUACCAUACUUUGGUUCCUUCUGCAGAUUGGAUUAAGGUAAUGAGUGGAGAAGUUACUCAACAAUCAGUGUUGGCAUUAUGUAACCAAAUUUUAACUUCCAUUAUAGACGACAAGGAAAAAUAUCAAAUGGGAAAUUCAAAGAUCUUUUUCAAAGCCGGAAUGUUGGCACACUUUGAAAAGUUGAGGGCGGACAAAUUAUACAGAUCAGUGGUUAUGAUUCAAAAGAAUAUGAGAAAACGUUUUUAUAGACAAAAGUAUCUUGAAAUUAGGAAAUCUCAUAUUUUGUUACAAAGUUUAAUACGUGGAAGUGAAAAGAGAAGACAGGUGAGGGAAGAGCGAGAAAGAACAGCUGCCAUUUUUUUGCAAACUUCAAUCAGAGGCUACUUGGCCAGAGAAAAGUAUACCAGAACCCUCAACUCUGUUAUUACCUUGCAAAAAUCCAUCAGAGGCUUACAAGCAAGGAAAAAUUUCCAAAAUCUUCGUUUACAAAACGCCAGUAUUACUAUUCAAAAAUCAUGGAGAGGAUACCAGGAAAGGCAAAACUUCCAAAGGAUCAAGAGGUCUAUUGUUGUUAUCCAAUCAGCUUUCAGAAGACAAUACGCUUACCGUGAAUUGAAAGCAUUGAAAGUGGAGGCCAAAUCAGUCAACAAGUUGAAGGAGGUCUCUUAUAAAUUGGAGAAUAAAGUGAUAGACUUGACACAAUCACUAACGUCGAAGAUUCAAGACAAUAAAAAGUUGAUGGAAGAGAUACAAAGUUUGAGAGACUUGUUAUCGCAACAAGGACAGGCCCAAGAAACAUUAAAGUCGCGAGAAUUGGAAUUCAAUAACAAAUACGAAACUACUAUGCUUGACCACAAACAAGAAGUUGAAGACUUGAACAAUGAACUAGCGUUGAUCAAGCUGGAUUAUGCAUCUGCGCAAGCAAAGAUUGAGCAACUAUCCAAAGAGCAAAUAGAAUUGAAACAGGAAGUACAAAGAACCAUUGAAGAAUUGAAUCAAGCUAAAGAUGACCUUGUCAAGCGCGAUACAAUCGAAGUUGAUCUAAAAACGCAUAUUGAGCAGUUGAAAAGCCAAUUGGCAGAACUCAACAAUCCCAAAAUUAGAAACGCUAGCAAACGCCAUAGCAGCGCAAUGGCGUGGAAUUCUCCGAAUUCUAUUGAAAACCACAGACCUGUUUCCUUUAUCGCGGUAUCUAAUGAUAACAAUGCUAAUAUUGAUGAUAUCAAUGAUGAGCUAUUCAAAUUAUUGAGAGACUCUCGCCAGUUGCAUCGCGAAAUUGUCGAGGGUUUACUCAAGGGUCUCAAGAUUCCACAAGCUGGUGUUGCUGCCGAUUUAACCAGAAAAGAAGUUUUGUUCCCUUCAAGAAUUAUUAUAAUUAUUUUGUCAGACAUGUGGAGAUUAGGAUUGACAAAGGAAAGUGAAGACUUUUUAGGUGAAGUGUUGUCAUCUAUUCAAAACCUCGUAACCGUAUUGAAAGAUGACGACAUUAUACCCCACGGUGCAUUUUGGUUGUCCAAUACACACGAGUUGUACUCAUUUGUUUCAUAUGCUGAGCGCACAAUUAUUGCCAACGACACGUUAUCUAACGAAAUGAGCGAAGACGAGUUUAAUGAAUACUUGAAGCUAGUUGCUGUUGUUAAAGAGGACUUUGAGUCACUUUCGUACAAUAUCUAUAACAUGUGGAUGAAAAAAAUGGAAAAGGAUUUGGAGAAAAAGGCUGUUUCAGCCGUGGUUAUGUCCCAAUCCUUGCCAGGAUUUAUGGCACCCGAAUCGUCACCAUUCUUGAGUAAAGUGUUUUCUGCUAAUCCCAAUUACAAGAUGGACGAUAUUUUGUCCACUUUCAACAUGUUGUACUGGUCAAUGAAGAGCUAUUAUUUGGAGAAGGAGGUGAUUGUGAGCGUGAUUACGGAAAUGUUGAGAUUUAUUGAUGCUUUGUGUUUUAAUGAUUUGAUAAUGAGACGCAACUUUUUGUCGUGGAAACGGGGCUUGCAAUUGAACUAUAAUGUUACCAGAUUAGAGGAAUGGUGUAAAUCCCAUGAUAUAGAGGAAGGGUCUAUUUGUUUGAUACACUUGUUGCAGGCGGCGAAAUUGCUACAGUUGAGAAAAAACACACCAGAGGAUAUCGAUAUCAUAUAUGAGAUAUGUUAUGCAUUAAACCCAGCUCAGAUACACAAGAUUAUUGGAGCUUAUAGUUCUGCUGAAUAUGAGACUCCUGUGGCACCUUCAGUAAUGGAGAUUGUGGCUGACAGGACAAAGGGAAGUUCAAACGAUGAUUUGUUCCUCACCAUGUCUACCGAUGGACACUUUGAGGACCCAUUUAGGAUGAUUGAGUUGAGGCCGUUCUCAAGAGUAGAGGCUUACGUUCCUGCUUGGCUAAACUUGCCCGUUAUUCGCAGAAUUGUAGAAUUAGUAGCAAAGAAUGCAUCUGUACAAGAACCACAUCAUGAAACUAAUGGUAUAUAA
Messenger RNA from Lodderomyces oxycetoniae, 4623 nucleotides. RefSeq names its product myosin 2 (gene MYO2). NCBI's taxonomy places the organism in Eukaryota, Fungi, Ascomycota, Pichiomycetes, Serinales, Debaryomycetaceae. Bases 1 to 4623 code for a protein of 1540 amino acids. Gene Ontology annotation, molecular function: actin filament binding; microfilament motor activity; ATP binding. The record is from RefSeq and is a predicted model, not a curated record. The transcript has a single exon. Gene Ontology annotation, biological process: actin filament organization; vesicle transport along actin filament. Gene Ontology annotation, cellular component: actin cytoskeleton; vesicle; cytoplasm.